Messenger RNA from Xiphophorus couchianus (Monterrey platyfish), 3939 nucleotides. RefSeq names its product MAF bZIP transcription factor Ba (gene mafba). Gene Ontology annotation, cellular component: nucleus. NCBI's taxonomy places the organism in Eukaryota, Metazoa, Chordata, Actinopteri, Cyprinodontiformes, Poeciliidae. The transcript has a single exon. The coding region runs from base 514 to 1755 and encodes 413 amino acids. Gene Ontology annotation, molecular function: DNA-binding transcription factor activity, RNA polymerase II-specific; RNA polymerase II cis-regulatory region sequence-specific DNA binding. The record is from RefSeq and is a predicted model, not a curated record. Gene Ontology annotation, biological process: regulation of transcription by RNA polymerase II.
UGGCUCCGAGCGCAGUCUGCUGGAUACCAGAGAGUAGAGAAAGAGUGAGUGAGAGAAGCGAGCCUAUAAACCUCUGCGGUGCAGAGCUGAAGAAGCAGCUUCUCGGCGAGAAAGAAAAACGAAGAAAGGGAAAACAGACGUCCUGUUUACUUCGCUUCCUGGCUCCUUUUUUAUUUUCCUGGAGAAAAAAAAGGGACUUAUUGCCGAGAAGGUGCGACGUGGACUGGUGCCCGUCUCAGCGCGCAAACCUGGUAUUUCUUCUAUUAUUAUUAUUUAUCUUGAUAUUUUUUAUCCGCGAAUACCCUUCUGCUGAAAGGACUGAGGUUUUUUUUCUUUUGCACUGAGGCAGCACUGUUUUCUACCUCUUGCCCGGUUUCUGUCAGAUUACUCCAGCAGAAGUAGGCUAUAUGACGCAAACAGCGUGCUGAGCAUUAGUCUCAAAGUUUUUCUCCACAACUUUUUUUUUUCUCCUUUUUCUUUUUUUCCCCACCACCACCAAUCACACGGUGUUUCAUGCUACAGCAAGUCAGCGCAGAUUUGUGGAGGAGCCAAAAGAACUAUUGCAUGAAACAAGAAAGAAGAGAAGAGACUUUGAUUAAUAAGUCCGUGUUUGCGACACUCGCCAACACCUUUGCGUAUCUGCAGAAGAGUCGCGACAGCAACAUGAGCGCAGAGCUGAGCAUGGGCCCGGAGCUGCCCAGCAGCCCUCUGGCUCUGGAAUAUGUCAAUGAUUUUGACCUGAUGAAGUUUGACGUGAAGAAGGAAGGCCUGGUCGGGCUGGAUCGCAACGGGGUGCGCCAGUGUAACCGCCUCCAACCCCAGGGCUCCGUCUCAUCCACCCCAAUCAGCACGCCCUGCAGCUCGGUGCCCUCCUCGCCCAGCUUCAGCCCCACGGAGCAGAAGCACCACUUGGAGGAGCUGUACUGGAUGCCGAACAGCGGGUACCACCAGCAGAUAGACCCGCAGACGCUGAGCCUGACCCCGGAGGACGCUGUGGAGGCCCUGAUUGGAGCCACGGCUCACGGUCACCCGCAGGCUCCGCACGUCCAGCAGCAGAUGCAGCAGCAGCAGCAGCAGGGCGCUUUCGAGGGCUACAGGGGCCCGCACCACCACCAUAGCCACCACGGCCACGGCCAACAGCAGCAUCAUCACCCGUACGCGGGGAGCCUCCCGCAUCACGCCGAGGAACUCUCCGGACACCCGGGGGGACACAACCAUCCACACAGCCAGCACCACCACCACCACAGCCAGGACCCCGACAGCCCGUCUCCAGUCUCCCCCGAGUCUCACCAGACGCUCCACCACCACCGCCACCAUCACCACCACCACCCGCACGGCCACCUAAGCCAGACGGGCGCGCACCACGGCGCCGGCGGUGGCGGGCUCAACGUGGAGGACCGCUUCUCGGACGAGCAGCUGGUGUCCAUGUCGGUGCGGGAGCUCAACAGACACCUGCGGGGCUUCACCAAGGACGAGGUGAUCCGUCUCAAGCAGAAGAGGAGGACCCUGAAGAACCGCGGCUACGCGCAGUCCUGCAGGUUCAAGCGCGUGCAGCAGAAGCACGUGCUGGAGAACGAGAAGACGCAACUGAUGAACCAGGUGGAGCAGCUGAAGGCGGAGAUCAGCCGGCUGGCGCGGGAGAGGGACGCCUACAAACUCAAGUGCGAGAAGCUGACGGGGUCGGGAGCCGGGAGCGGGUUCCGCGAGGCCGGCUCGACCAGCGACAACCCGUCAUCGCCAGAGUUUUUCAUGUGAGUCGUCCCCCGUCAGCCUUUCCACAACAAACUCUCGCCCUGCUCCCUCCCUUCCUCUACCACACCUUGACCGACUCUCCUCAUGAACAGACAGUAAUAAUCCACACAUCCCCACACCUACUGUUUGAUUGUUACUAAUAACAGUGAAAUUAUAUUCAUAUUAGAAGAAUAAUCCAUCAGAUAGCUACUAUUCUCAUAUAUAACCAUCUACCGAUGCCUCCACGUGUCAACAGAGAUGCAACAAGCGAAGUAGAGUCCGAUCAGGCGCUGCACCUUUUGUAGAUUAGUUGCUUGUAGUGAAGAGACUCUUCGUGGAGGGGAAAAGGAGGACCCUCAGAUGAACAUUGUUCUUCUCCGCCAAGGUUGCAGCUUUUUAAACUAACCUGUAAGUAAGAGUGAGACGUGGGAUCAAGGCAGAUGUCUUUUGUUGACAAGUUUUUUUUUUGUUGUUGUUGUUGUUCUGCAAAUUCAAGACACUGUUUAUGAACACAAAAACAAGCAGGCCUGGCCUCACAAGCAUCACAGUCUGCAAGUCGGGCCCCGAAAUUUCUCUCCAAAAAAAAAAAAAAAAGAAAAAAUAAUCAAACAAGCGUGACUCCACUUUAUGCAAAUUCAGCUCCUGUCUACCAGGGAGGGCGUGGGAUGGGGGGUCUGGGUGAAAAGGGGGUGACAUUUUAUGCAACAUUUCAUUGAUUUAUUGCCUGCUUGGUUAUAUUCGAAUAUAUGUAAAAAGAAAAGAAAAAAAAUCUGCAUUAAAUAUUAAUCCUGCAUGCUGGACAUGUACGGUAAUAAUUUCUAUUUUGUACUUUCAUCUUCUCCUGUAUAUUAAGAGCAUGUCGUUGAUCUGUGCUUCUCCAUUUUUUUCUUGCAUUUCUUUUCUUUUUUUAAAGAUAACACAGGACUGCCGGUGCAGUACCAUUUUUGGUGAGGGGCUUUCAUGAUGAUUUUUUUUUUUUUUUGAAGGGGGGGUCAAGGGGGGGCUUGUAAAUAUUACGCAACUGCACAACAAGAUUGAGGAGGCUGGAUGAACUUCUUUUCUUUUGUGUUACCUUCAUUUAUUGUUUGUUACGAUUUAUUUUCUGUCAUUUGUAGCGAGUUGUGUCGAAAAUAAAGGAAGAAUGCAUUUUUUUUUUAUCCAGUUGCAUUUAAAUACACCAAACUGUGUUUCAAGUGCACUUUUAGAUGAUGGUUUAAAAAGUUUUCAUUUUGAACUUUGCCCAAACCUCCCUACAGGAAGACAUACUAUCAUGUUAUGCUGUUACAUUAUUAUUGUUAUUAUUUUUUAAAAAGAGGCCCAGUUGUAACAGUUUUAGUUUGAUAUUUGGGCGCAUGUAGGCAUGCUGACUUCUGAGUCACAGUGAAACAAACAGAAAUUAUUAAAUAUUGUUUUUUUUUGUUUUUGUUCAUUUAAAUUCUGUUUGAAUAUGUUUUCUUCUGCAUGAACGUAUCCCCUCAUUCCGACGCGAAGCCACCUGUUGCUCUCUAUCACUGGGCCUAAGAUUAAUGAUUUGUAUUUUAACUACUUAGAAAUCAUGCUUGCUAAAAGUUUUAAAGUGGAGCUAAUAUUUAGAUAACACAUGUUUUGAUACAAAGUUUAAUGCUCUAUGUUUUCCUGAUUUUUUUUCUGCCGGUCAGUAAAAAAAGGGGACUCAGGUUGUGCAAAUUUUCAAAAUGAAAACAGUGUUUAUGUUAUGUAAUAGGUUUUUUUGUUUGUUUGUUUGUGUGUGUUUAUGUCUGUUUCUAUUAUUAUUUGAUGAUUCUGGUUCUGCUGGCCAGAUGCGUAGUUAUUAAAAAAAAGUCUUUAUUUUUAAUGAUUUAAAUUAAAUGUGUGAGAUCUUAUCGAUUUGAGCACGGUGCUUGCAUUGAAAACAUGUUGAAAAGUCAUUGCAUUUAAAAAAAAACAAUCUUUUUGGUUUGUUGAUUCAACUGUGUUGAAAUCGAACUGAAACUGCAGCAGCAGCGGGAUGUUGUUUUGUUCUGUUUUUCACCGAUUCCAUGUAUACCUACUUCUAGCGAUGACAUGGGGGAGGGGAUCAAUUUUCAAUCCUGUUUAUAUAUGAAUAAUAAGUAACACUUAAAAAUUUGAACUGUUGCAUUCAGGCUGGUUUCUGUUUUGUCCUUUUGUUGUUGUUUUUGGAAAAAUAAAAGUUUCAUAUUUUGCUUAUUAAAGUCAUUGAAAUGGCAA